Arabidopsis lyrata subsp. lyrata is the source of this 2658-nucleotide messenger RNA. RefSeq lists its product as uncharacterized. The record is from RefSeq and is a predicted model, not a curated record. The annotation marks the transcript as partial. Lineage: Eukaryota; Viridiplantae; Streptophyta; Magnoliopsida; Brassicales; Brassicaceae. The transcript is spliced from 3 exons.
CGGGAAUUUCGUAGCCAUAUAUGUGGCUAUUUCAUUGCAAAUUUGUAGCUACAUAGCUAUGACGGAAUCUGUUGCUGUUCUGUAGCCAAAUAGCUACGCUUUAGAUAGGGUCUGUCCGUCGCGAAAAUUUUCCACAUGUAGCUAAGACUAGCGACGACAACUUUGUUGCUAGCUGGCGACGAUAGCGAUAGCGAUGAUAUUUCUCUCGCUAAUGAAAAUAAAUUAUGCGUGCGAAACUUUUGAGAGAUAUUUCAGUGACCGCCUAAACUUUUGAUUCCAAUUAUUUUAUUUCCUUCUUCGUUCUUAUAUCUCUACUUCUCUUCCAUUAGAUACCCAAACCCUAAAUCUUCUAUACCCAUCUCCGUCGCACCAUUUCUCUCUCGCUCGCUCUCGUUCUCUUCGUCUCAUUUCUCAAACUCUCCUUGGAUUUGCUCCGUUCCCUGGUCUCGAGCCGCCUCUGCUUCAAGUUCGUUUCUUCAAGCAGAUCUCUCGUUUGCAUUUAUUUGUGGAAUCACACUCUUUUGUUUUGAGAAUUUGAUGGUCAUUAGACUGAAAUUGUUGUUGUAUGUAGAUUCGAUUUAGGAUUUGUGGUUGUUUGAGUAUGGUCGGUGUUAAUUUUGUUCUUAUAGCUUCGUCUCUGUCAAUUUUGAGUUCUGUCUCUGUUGAUUUUGUCCUUAUAGCUUCAUUUCUUAUACUUUGUGGUCAUUUGAGCUUGGUCGGUGUUAAUUUUGUUCUUAUAGUUUCAUCUCUAACAAUUUUGAGUUUAGUCUCUGUUAAUUUUGUUGUUAUAGCUUCAUCUCUUAUAGGAUUUGUGGUUAUUUGAGUUUGAUAUGUGUUAAUUUAUUAGCUAAGUCUCUUUUGAUUUUGUUUUGUUCUUAUAGUUAUGGUUUGGUCCUCUUUAUAUAUGUCUAAUGUUUGUUCUGUUUCUUUAAAGAUAUGAUGACAACACGUAGUGGUGGAUUUCCUACAAGAGGUUUGGAUAGACGAGGCUAGUUUCUUUGAGGCUGGUGCAUCAUAGGUUCCACAAUGUCCACUCCCCCUCCAAAGAAACUCUAGUUGAUCAACGCAGCCAUUUGAUUUUCUAGAGUUUUGGUAACCUAUAUUUAGUGGUUAACCUAUAUUUAGAUAUAAAUUUGUAUACUUGUAUGUAUACUUUGGUAACCUAUAUGUAUACUUGUAAAUUUAGUGGUUAACCUAUAUUUAGAUAUAAACCUAGAUAUAAAUUUGAUUUUCUAGAGUUUUGGUAACCUAUAUUUAGUGGCUGUUUUGGUAACCUAUAUGGGUUUUGGUAACCUAUAUGUUUCAGAGUAAGGCUGUAAGGGUCUAAGUAAACUGAAUAGUUUCUGUUCUUCUACUCUUAUUUUCGUCAUACCAUUUGCUUUGUAGUGGAAACUCUCUGAUGAAAAACUGUGUUUUUGUGUAAACAGUCGUGCACAAAAGUGGCAGUUGACUUUGUGUCACCAGAGAACAUCGGUGAGUGUUUGCGUCUGACCGAGGAGUUUCGCCAACUUCCCAAGAACCACGGAAGCAGAGAGGACAAACUUGAGAUAAAGAAGAUGAUGAUCUACGCUUUGAAGAAAGCAUUUGAAGAACUAGAAACAGUAUCAGAAGAGACUCAUAUGCCGCCUCUGCCGGAUUCGGCUCAGGCGCCGGAAGUUGUACAUGCGGAGCCGCCUGACGAAAUCCCCAAAUCUCCGCCUUCACUAGAGCUAGUAUCAGAAGAGACUCAUAUGCCGCCUCUGCCGGAUUCGUCUCAGGCGCCGGAAGCUGUACAUGCGGAGCCGCCUGGCGAAAUCCCCAAAUCUCUGCCUUCACUAGAGCUGCAUGUCAUAUCCGAUCAAAUGGAGAGUCCCUUUGAAGACGACGAUGUUCCAUGCAAUCUCCCACAGCGCCUGUUCAGUGAGGGAAGUUGCCCUGAUGGUCUGAGGCUUAACAUAUUUUCGAAAGCAACUGUCAUUGGAAAAUUAGCAGAGGUUUUGAAAGGGACUCAGACUUUGAAAAAGUUAUUAGAAUCCCAGUUUGGGAAGCUAUUUACACUUCCAACUCAAUGGUGCGUCAACUCUACGAAGCUAAUCCAUGCACUCUUUUGUCGCCAACUUCUAACCAGAAAAAGGUACGAGAUGUGGAUGCUCUUCGGUGGAAAGCCUCUCAGAUUCUCUCUUCGGGAAUUGCACAGUAUUUCGGGUUUGUGCUGUGGGCCAUUCUCAUCUCCUGAUCUUAUGACCGCCUGCAAGGACCUAGGAACAUCACAGUGGGACUUACUGUUUGGAGUAGGCGAGAGUAAAACGGUGCAUGUAUCAGACAUCCUUGAAAUGUUGACAAACCCGGAGCUCGACGAAUGGAAAAAAUUACCUUUGGCUCUUUUAGUUCUGAUCGACGGCGUGGUUAUGUGCAACAACAGAGAGCUAAAGAUCACUGCGGCUUACGUUAAUAUGACUCAUAAUGUCAAAGGUUUCCUUGAAUAUCCAUGGGGAAGAAAGAGUUUAAUUCAAACUUUCAGGGACUUUGGCCCUCCUCUCAUAGACCGUAAAUUGCCUCACAAGGCUAAUGCUGUUGCUAGGUAUUUGCAACGGAGUAACAAUAAUUUCUUCGGUUUCCCCCUCCCUUUGCAGUUUCUAGCCUUUGAAGCCAUACCACCCCUUCAAUCAUAUAUUCCCU